Messenger RNA from Lineus longissimus, 30064 nucleotides. RefSeq lists its product as uncharacterized. Gene Ontology annotation, molecular function: kinesin binding. The record is from RefSeq and is a predicted model, not a curated record. Bases 4 to 27609 code for a protein of 9201 amino acids. NCBI's taxonomy places the organism in Eukaryota, Metazoa, Nemertea, Pilidiophora, Heteronemertea, Lineidae. The transcript is spliced from 45 exons. Gene Ontology annotation, cellular component: perinuclear region of cytoplasm; membrane; nuclear envelope. Gene Ontology annotation, biological process: cytoskeleton organization; nuclear migration; nucleus organization.
GAGAUGGUCAUCAAAGGCGACGCCCUUCAAAUGGCACUGCAAGAGAAACAAGAACUGCCAGAGGAACUGUCCGUGCAGAUCAACUCGCUCAAGUUGCAGAAAACGGCCGUGUUUCACAUGCUACAGGACAGGACGGCGCAGUUAGAAAGGGCAAAGGUCAUGCGACAGGAGUUCAGAGGUCAGCUGCAGCAGCUGAACUGGUGGAUGGACGAUGUUGAGAACCAGCUUCAGGAUGAGGACGGGACUUUGACAGAGAGGAAGGAGAAGCACAAGGUCUUACUUAGUCAGCUUCCAAUGUACAAGGACAAAUUAGAUGACCUUAAAGACAAGGCAGACAGUAUCGUAAGGGACAUCCCACCCGAGCAGUCGAAGCCGGUCACUGAGUCCCUCACGAGGGCCUCGCACCGAUGGAGUGCCAUUGAAAAUCAAGCCGAGGAGAAGACCAUCUUUUUAGAGGAGGCGGCAGGCCUUUGUAUGAAAUUUGACGAGGAUUUGUUAUCCGUGAUUGAUUGGUUGGAUUCUACCAUGACGGUUAUCGGCAUUGAAUUGAAGUGGUCCGGUCUGGAGAAGGUCUACAGUCAGCUAGAGAAACAUAAGGCCCUAGAAAGGGAGGUGCCGCUUAUAAAUGCCAAAAUUGACGAACUCAACCGAACGGCUCUACGACUAUCAGAUGUCUGCGACGCCUCGGACGCUACGUCCAAGGUCGCAGAGGUCAGCGUGCAAAUGUGCCACGUGCAGACAGAGUUGAGCGAGCGGCAAGAUCGACUGGAGGGAAUGGCGGAGGAGAUGGAGGAAUAUCGCGAGGAUAUGGAGGAGAUACGAUUGUGGGUCGAGCAGGGAAAGAAGCACCUGAUUGCGGCGGUGGAUGUGAAUCUCGAAAUCAGGGAGAAACUCGAUAAGACGGAGGCCAUCGCGAAAGAAGUCGAGCGCAAGAAGGGCGUCCUUAAUCACACUCUGAUGAAGUAUCAAGAUCUCCUCGGAUUGACUGGAGAGGGCGCCCCUGUCAACAGCACCAAGGUCAUCAACGAGCUCAACCACUUACACCACGAUGCGUUAGAACAGCUGAACGAACUACAGAUGGCGCUAGUGCAGCACAACGCAUACCAAACGGAGAUACGAGAGUUGUCGCAGAUGAUCACGAUGACGCGCGGACAGCUCACAGAGACCCCGGCUUUGGCAUCAGAGAUUAAAGGAUACGAGCAGAAGAUCGUCACUCUCCAAGAAAAGAAGGAGCAAUUAUUGGAACGGAGCAAAGAAAGUCCUGCCUUAAAACGUAGACGGGUUCAAAGUGACGACAGUUCUGACGGGAGCACAUUUCAAAGUCCGCAGUCGCUUAGUACGGAAUCUCUCCCUGCCUGGAAACACGAUAGCGGAAUCAUUCUGUCACCGGAAAGUGUUGGUAGUUUGUUGACUAGCCCUGAUACGCAAUCUUAUCAGUCGCUGGAUGCCGGGUUUCCACCAAGUCUUGCUACCACGGAGACGAGUAAUUUACAGUUAUUUGAACAGCGCAGUGAAACAAGGGAUAAUCUUGAGCAACGAGAGUUGAAAUUUAGGCCCAUUUCAGUUGAUAACGCUAUCCAACAGUUGAAACAGCAGCCAUUACAGUUUGAGCAAGAAAGAUUUCAGCCUUCAGAAUUUUCACAGGAUUUUGGAAGUUCUUUAUCAAAAACAAAGGAUAUUUCCCCGUAUUUGUUUUUCACGCUAGAGACGAAUUACGUUGAGAGAGGAGAGGAGAUUUCAAUUCAAAACGAGUCGUAUAUUGUCGAAAAUGACAGGCUGUAUCUUGCGAAGUGGGGCGAAUCUGUCACUGUCUCAGAAAGGUGCUGGGUCGUACCUGAAAGGCAUGUAGUGGUGGUUAAAUUGACAGGGAAUGAAUCUCAACCAGUUGGAGUCCAGGAAAUUUGGCUUGUUCCGCCAACUGAAGUGAUUAUUCAGGAAAGGACACAUAUUUUGAGCGACGGGCAACGACUUGUUGUAAAGUCUCAAGAGAAGUUUGUAUUAGACGAAAAGCUAUAUGCUGUGGAGCCAAAUCAUUCUGUGAUAUUGUAUUGUGAUUGUCUUGCCUUGGAUAGCCUUGCGAUGGAUUAUAACUAUAAUAUGAUGGAUAGUCCAACCAGCGUCGAUACUGUGUUAGUUGGGCCAGAUCAGGCAGUCAGCCUGAUGGGCCAGCCGAUAAGUAUCCGUCCGGGCGAAUCUGUUGUUUUGCGUAAUAACCAGAGUAUCUGUAUUGAUGGCAAGACCAGGACAUCGAGACAUGGUCAUGUGUUAGUCAUACACGGCAAGCCAUCAUUCAUCACUGAAGCAUCAACAAAGUUAGUCGAUGAACGCUUAAUUGUCAUUGUGAGCGGUUGGCCUCAAAGAAUUCGCCCGGGGGAGACACGUGUCAUAAUGCCGGGAGAAACCGUCAAAAUGGGUCAAGAUGUGUUGGCGGUCCAGCGUGGUCAUAUGGUGCUGUUGCAUGGGGUAAAAUCUUCGGAUACGCCUGGUUCGCCUAUCGAAGGUAUGGAGAGUAUUGGUGAAGGUGUGUCACCAAUACCGUCUGCAUCGGACAGAUUGAACAGAAAAACAAGAAUCUCGCCAACUAGGGUUAUUUCUGAUGAUAGGGAGAGUCCUGAUGAAGUGCCAUACAAGAAAGUCAAGCAUUUGAUCGAGACAGAUGUUCAAGUACCUCACUCUGAACAUUGGGAAUCAAUGGUAACAACAUCACGUCGACGACUUGUCAAAACAAAAUGCGGUGUGAUAGACAUUAUGCCAACAACUAUGAUCAAUUCUAUAUGCAAUAACGUCACCUAUGUCAAUACACAGGUUCUUCAUGAGAGUGAGAGUUCCUUACGUUUAGGAGAUGCUGGUCUGUCUCUGACCAUGCCCCAGGGGAGAGCGAUCAUGCCUAUUGAAUCAGUAGAGGCAACUUGUGUGAGUGAUACUACCAGUAUUAUGCCGUCUUGCGAACACGCAGAGGAGUUGAUCUUUAAACCAAGAAGAUUGAAGUUAGUUAGAAUUGAUGAUAAGCUAGUUGAAAUAUCUCGAGCAGAGUUUGAGAUGGAAAUAAGUGAUGAAAACAGCAGUAUGGACGAAGUGAGUUUCAAUGUAGAUCUGAAUGGUGAAAGGCCGAUGUUUACUUCUCAGUCCUCCGUGGACAGGAAAAUUAGCCAUGAGAGUAUGCGGAGUUCAAGGUCAAGUUUUAGAAGUUCAUCUGUCGGGAGCACGGGGGAACAGAGUAACAAGUCUGAGGAAUUCAUGGUCGCAUGGAAAAUACCCCAUGGUGACCAAGAUGUGGACAUGAUGGAUGAGACCGCAACUGAUCCCAAUGGCGAAACAUUCCGUCAAUCAAUGAAUGUGAAUUUGUAUUCUGGUGCCUUUGUGUUGCCUGUUUCUGAGAGUACUCAUUUGUUAGACACCGAUGUUCCAGAAACAGAACGCUCUGAAUCGUCGCUUCAGCAAAGCAGAAGACCAACACUGCAAAUGAGAUCUAGGCAUACUAUUCAUGAGGAGAUGCAGACUGAACACACUGACUCUCUUAUAUGCGUUGGCGGCCGGCCUACAAUUCAGUAUUCCAAGGCCAUCGCUUUUGAGGAAGUAGUAGAAGAGGCGAGUGAUGUGUACGAAAACAGGGCAACUAUUGCUGGGGAUACUGAUUCUGACUUGGUAGAUUCGCGUGUAGAAAACUUAGAAGAUUACAGUAGAAGACAUACGGUUAAGAUGUUAGAAAAACAAACUGAACUUGAAAGAUCUGUGAUACAAACAAACGUAAAAAGUAGUGAAUCUGACAUUGCAGUAGAAGUUGGCAUAACUGAAGGAAGCCCAGAGGAAGAAACAACCUCUGAAACAUUUGAUGAAACCAUGGCGGACGGUAGUAUCAUGAAAAAGCAUAUCACAACAAUUACUACAAAAAAGACAAUCACUUCUAGAAUUUGUGUGGAAUCUCCCCAUGGCAGUAGUCAAGGUGCUAGCAGUGAUGAAGAGGAUAUUCCUGAUAUGGAGUGCUUUAUGGAUGUAACAGAGUCUGGAGAUAUGACACCGGUCAGAUUGGACACUGGGGUUCAAAUGGACCAAGCUGUGGGAGUGGACACUCCUGAACAGACCAUUACCUCACAGGACUUGGAUGAUGAAACUGUAGUUGUCGAUGUCUGUGAAAAGUCUCUGCAAUAUGAACCACACUUGUCCUCAGGUGUUGUGUCUGUUGAGGAAAGCAUGGCUCAAAGUCAGAAUUUGACUGAGGAGGAUGCUCAGGAUCUGACACGUGAUAUUGAUACGAAGCAGGCUGCAGAAGAAGAUGUGCUGGACAAGACAUGUUAUUCUGGUAAGACUGUGCUCAUGAAGAUACUUGAUGAUGUGAAACAGAAUCCUAUCAACGUGAAGGAGGAGGAGUCUUUGAUUUUGUACCCAGGCGACAGUAUUGACAUUGGGGGAGAAAACAGGGUGAUUCCAAGAGAUGGUCUAAUAGUGCUUCACGGGGAGCCCAGGGAACUGUUGCCUGCCAUAAUUACUACAGUCCCUGUGGGUUGUCCCAUCAAAGUCAAUGAUGAAGAGAGGAAACUCGAGUUCGGUGAGAGUCUGGUGCUCGUCCAGCCUCCCUCGGGAAGUGGCGGAGUAUCAUUUGUGUCUGCUGAACCCGGGGAAGUGGUAAGAGUUGUAGGAGAAUCUGUGAUAGUGACCGAGAGUGACCUCAUCAGCUUAGAAACUGGUGAUGAAGUGAGAGUUGCCGACAGUAGGAAACCAGUGCCACCUGGCAUGGCGAUGAUCUUUAAAGCCGUUCCACAACAAACCCUCUGUCGAUCAGUUAUAUCCUGUGAAACUGUGACAACGGAACAUAUUGCGUAUGCAACAGGGCUCUCACUGGAGCAAGUAAUACAGUUGAAACCAGAACAGGUCGCUGGAGUUUUGGAACUUAAUUCAGAACAGUUGGAAAAGUUGAAAGAUCUCUCAACAUCACAGUUCUCUAUGGUUGCAACUCUUCAGCCGGAACAAAUUGCAACGCUGACGAUAUUACCUUGGGAGGUUGUUACUAACAUGUCGGACUCGCAGAUCAUGCAUAUGCGCCUUGCACCUAAAACAGUUGAGGAACUGCCGAGAGCUUCUCCUGAUGAAGUAAAGUCUUUGGGACUGUCUGAAGAAUUAGUGUCACAGCUUUCAUCCGAGCAACUGGCUGGUAUUGCAUCAUUAGAACCAGAGCAAGUGGCAAAGUUGAUCAGUCUCCCACGUGAACAGUUCUUGUCAAUAGCCGCUCUACCUCCUCAACAACUGUACACAGUAACAUGGUUAACCCAGGAACAGUUGAUGUCUAUUACUACAGAAUAUGUCACACGAAUAUCGGAGGUUCACCGUUCAACAUUUGUUGGAACUGAAACAGUGCCAGAAGCAACAUCAACCAACGUUCCGCAGUUUACUACUCAACUUGUUGCAGACUUCGGAUUUCCACAGGAUAUUGUAGAGUCAUUGUCUCCAGAACAGCAGGCAAGUGUUGCAGAGUUGGCACCAGAAGAAAGAUCCAAACUCCAUGAUGUGCCAGCAGAACAACUAUGUCUCAUUGCUUCAUUACCUGUCGAUCAAAGGGUAAAGGUCAUGCAGAUGCCACAGAGGUUUUUAUUGACUGUCACUGUGGAGCAAAUCACAGAACUUUGCACUGAAAAGGCAAAGGAGUACGAAGUGGAAUACGCAACCGAAAUGCUAGCUCAGGAAGCUGUAGAGAGUGGUGGGAUUGGACUUGUUGAUAGUGAAGCAAUGGUUGAAAUACAAUCGGAAGUAUUUCAAGACACAGAGGAAAUGGAUGAUGUUGCAAAUGAAGAAGUCCUUGACAAUCUGCAGGCGAUUCUUACUGAAGAACUAGGGUUACCAAAGGAAUGUGUUGAAAUGCUAACACCGGACCAGGUUGCAAAUAUCGAAGUGUUGAAACCAGAGCAACAGGCCAAGUUACAUGGUAUACCAUCUGAACAACUGUCUCUCAUAGUGUCACUACCUCAUGAUCAACUUUCUUGGGUUCUGCAAAAGCCAAAGGAGUACUUACUGUCAAUAACAAUCGAACAGAUAAGGGAAAUUUCUUCAGAAACCUCAGAAAUGGGAGAAGUCCAUUUAGUACCAGAAGCAGUCAGUCAGGAAUCUGUGGAGGUUGAGGAGAUGAGAUUAGAGAGACCAUUGGCACUUGAUGUUGAGCAGUUGUCUCUGAAGACUGGUCUGCCUAAGGAACAUGUUUCCAUUCUCUCUCCGGAGCAGGUGGACCAUAUCACUGCACUCAAACCAUCUCAACUUGCAAAGCUGAAAUACCUGCCAUUUGAGCAGGUGUCAUUGAUAGCUACACUCCCAGCAGACAAGUUGGCAACUGUUAUGUGGAUGUCUCAAGAACAGCUCACAACUGUCACUACAGAGCAGAUUGGCAUGAUUUGCAAGCCCGACAGUCAGACGUUGAUUCAACCGCCAGGUACGAAAGUGACAGAUGAGAAACUUGCCUUGACAGGAUUAGGCCAGGAGCAAGUCAGUGAUUUGUCUCCAGAUCAGGUUGCCAAUGUAGCUGAGCUACAGCCAGAGCAAAUAGCUAAACUAAAGGAGCUGCCUUCUGAACAGCUCUCGUUGAUAACGACCCUUCCGCCACAGCAGCUGGCUACUAUCUUGUGGUUAUCUGAUGACCAGAUUGCAAAUAUCACCCCUGAGCAAGUCCAUGAGAUGAUACAAGUCGAAGCAAGUGAACCAAGGAUGCUCAAAAGACCUGACCUGAUCCAGUCACCCAUUUGUCAGGAGCCAAGAGAGGAUAAAGUGACAGUGAAACAGCCACAGAUCUCAGUUGAGGAGCUGACAUUGAAAACUGGCCUGCCUAAAGAGCUGGUAACAGAACUUUCAGAAGAGCAAAUGACUGUGAUAUCACAGUUAGAACCAGUGCAGCUUGCCACUCUCAAGGAAUUACAACCAGAGCAGGUUUCUCUUGUCGCAUCGAUGCCUGCAGAUCAUAUUGCCACCAUCUUACUUGAACUGCCAGAGAAACUAUCCAUCCUUACUGUUGAAGAUGCUGAAGAGGUGUGCGAGCCAAAAGAAGAGAUGGAGAAUGUGGAAGAAGUUGAACCAAGUAGGCCGAAGAAUACAGUUCCUGUCGGUCAGUCUCCAGUUAUUAAAGAAGUCAAGCCGCAUACACCAACAGAAAUGGAGAUUGAAGAAAUUACAGUUCAAUUAGGGUUGCCAGAGGAGCAUAUAAUUGAGCUCACACCAGAGCAAAUAACCUCUAUUGCAGAACUCAGACCAGAACAGGUUGAAAAGUUAAAGGUUCUGCCACCAGAUCAAGUAUCUUUGAUUGCAACUCUACCAGCUGAGCAACUGGCGACAGUCAUGUGGUUGCCUGAAGAACAGUUAACACAGCUAUCUGUUGAUCAGGUCUCAAUGAUGUGUAAAGCCAGUAGAAAAACCAUUCAGAUGAAAAGACCGCAGGGUAUUGAGCAGGCUGCUGCUGUUGAUGAGCUGAAACCUCUGACUGCAUUGAGUUACACUUUGGAACAUGUAUCGCUAAGAUGUGGAUUACCACAGGAGGAGUUGAUACAGAUGAAACCAGAACAAAUUGCCUGCAUGUCAGAACUACCAGAAGAUCAGAUCGAGAAAUUCAAGGAGUUACCAUCAGAACAGGCCUUGUUGAUUGCAACCCUCCCGCCUGAUCAGUUGGCUACCAUCAUGUGGUUGUCACCAGAGCAGUUGACUAGUUUGUCACAAGACCAAGUCCAACAGAUGCGACAGCCAAAGGUUGAACAGUCUGCCUCUAUGCAAUUUAGAGAAACAGCCACGCCAAAAACCUAUUCGAUUGAUGAGCUGAGUGCAACCAUGGGGAUGCCAAAGGAACAGCUUCUAACAUGGACUCCUGAGCAAAGAGCAAAUGUGUCUGAGCUGAAACCAGAGCAGGCAGAAAUGCUAAGACAGCUUCCUGCGGAACAGGCUUCAAUGAUAGCUACUCUUCCCUCCCAACAACUGGCAACUACUUUGCUGAUACCUGAAGAACAGUUAGCAGCCAUAUCUGUGGAUGAUAUCGCAGUCAUGCUGAGUGCUGGUGAGAAACUGACAGAACCUGAUUUAGUGCCUUCAGUUCAUGAUACCAAAACUGUGGACUUUGAAGAGGUUUCUGUUGUGGAUAUGGUCGCUAAUGGUGGGAUACCAUUUGUAAAGGCUGAAGAAGCUGAGGUAUUGCGUGGAAUGCCUCAGGAAUCAAGGAAAAUGGAUAGGGAGCCAGAACAAAAACAAGAAAUAACACCUGAUAAAGACGAAAUUCCUGUUAUCAUAGAUACAAGUGACAAAUCUGUUGUAAAAACGGAUGUGAAACUACCUGCAGUCAUAGAUGAAAGUCGAAAGGUUAGUGUUGGAGAUGAUGAAGAUAAAUCGGUGUCAACAGAGACGACGGAUACCUAUAAUACAGAGACUGUGUACACAGAAAGCUCAGAAACGUUCAGUGAUCAGUCAACCGAGGGAGAGUCUUCAGAGAUUGGAGAUGAAGAGUCCUCAGAGAUUGAAGAGUUCCCUGAAGAAAUUGAAGUAGGGGAUGGAAAAGAUCAACAGCCGGUUGAUUUUGAUAGCUCAACAGACGAAGAAGGUAUUCCUGAUGUUGUCGAGAAGUAUUCAGGCAAUGUUAUUGUUGAAGAGGCUCAGGAACCACCUGUUCCAAAAGAAGUUGCUGCUCAGAAGCUUGAUACUGAGCCAGCAGUUCUAGAAAAGGAUUCAGGGAUAGAUAGAGAAGUCACUGAAGAAGUCUCACAGCCAGAUACCACCAAAACUGAGGGAUCAGAUGAAGAAACUGACGAGUCCAUAACCGAGUCUGAAAGUGAAGCUGAGGAGUCCCCUGGACAAGUCGACAAUGAAAUUUUCAAUCCGCUAAAGGAGCCACUUGAAGAUGUGUCUUCGUCAGGGAAAACUGUUCCUUCUGUUACUCUCAUCGAGCAAACUACUGAAUCUGUUGCAGUUGAAGUGGUUUCUGAACAGAUUUCUGUUUCGGAACCUGAUGUUUUGGAGGGAGAUGAACAGGUUAGAGAACCAGAGCCAGAGAAAAACCCUGAGCCAGAGCAGAAAGAAAGUGAUGAAGAAACUGAGGAAUCAGAGACAGAAUCUGAAACUGAAGCUGAGGGUACCUCCCAAGAACCAGAGGAACCACCUAAAGAUUUACCUACCGGGGAAAAACCUGUUUCUUCCAUCACUGAGCAAGCUCGGGAAUCUGUCGCCAUUGAAGUGGCUUCUGAGCAGAUUUCUGUUUCUGAACCUGAAGUUCUGGUAAGGGAUGAGUGGGUUAGAAAACCUGUGGCAGAGAUAAAAGCUGAACCAGACCAAGAAGAAAGUGGUGAAGAAACUGAAGAAUCAGACACAGAAACUGAAACUGAGGGUUCCAAUGAUCAAGUGGAUGGUGAUGUUUCCCAAGAACCAGAGAAACCAGUUGAAGAUUUACCCUAUGUGGAGAAACCUGUUUCUUCUAUCACUGAGCAAGCUUCAGAAUCUGUUGAAGUGAAUUCCUCUGUUGUGAAGGGAACUUUUUACAUCCAGGAACAAGUUACGGCAUCUGUAGCUGCAGAAGUGGAGACACAGCAAAUGGUUAUCAAUGCACCAGACAUUUUGGAAAGGGAACCAAGGGAACAAACUGGCAUAACAGAUGGACCAGACACUGUACCAACUGUUUCUUGGUUGUCAGAAGAUCAACAGGCUGGCCUCACACCUGAGCAAGUCAUAAGUAUUUCUGAACUCAAAUUUACACCAGAACAGGCAUCAGCUGUUGCAACGCUUCCACCAGAUCAGAUCUCAACUCUAACUUGGAUGACUCAAGAACAGUGUGCCUCCUUGUCACCAGAAGAGGUGGUACAGAUCUCUAAGCUCGAGUUCAGCCCAGAACAGGCAUCAGCCGUUGCAACACUUCCACCAGAGCAGAUCGCAACUCUUACUUGGAUGACCCAGGAACAGUGUGCUUCCCUGUCACCAGAAAAGGUGGUACAGAUCUCCAAGUUAGAGUUCAGCCCAGAACAGGCAUCAGCUGUUGCAACACUUCCACCAGAGCAGAUCGCAACUCUUACUUGGAUGACUCAGGAACAGUGUGCCUCCCUCUCACCAGAUGAAGUGGUACAGAUCUCCAAGUUAGAGUUCAGUCCAGAGCAGGCAUCAGCCGUUGCAACUAUUCCACCAGAUCAGAUCGCUACUUUGACAUGGAUGACCCAGGAACAGUGCUCCUCUCUGUCACCAGAGGAAGUGGUACAGAUCUCCAAGAUAGAUUUCAGCCCAGAACAGGCAUCAGCCGUUGCAACACUUCCACCAGAGCAGAUCGCAACUCUGACUUGGAUGACCCAGGAACAGUGUGCCUCCCUGUCACCAGAAGAGGUGGUACAGAUCUCCAAGAUAGAGUUCAGCCCAGAACAGGCAACAGCUGUUGCAACACUUCCACCAGAGCAGAUCGCAACUCUGACUUGGAUGACCCAGGAACAGUGUGCUUCCCUGUCGCCAGAAAAGGUGGUACAGAUCUCCAAGCUAGAGUUCAGCCCAGAACAGGCAUUAGCCAUUGCAACACUUCCACCAGAGCAGAUCUCAACUCUGACUUGGAUGACCCAGGAACAGUGUGCUUCCCUGACGCCAGAAGAGGUGGUACAGAUCUCCAAGAUAGAGUUCAGCUCAGAACAGGCAUCAGCUGUUGCUACACUUCCACCAGAGCAGAUUGCAACUCUGACUUGGAUGACUCAGGAACAGUGUGCCUCCCUAUCACCAGAAGAGGUGGUACAGAUCUCCAAGUUAGAGUUCAGCCCAGAACAGGCAUCAGCUGUUGCAACACUUCCACCAGAGCAGAUCGCAACUCUUACUUGGAUGACUCAGGAACAGUGUGCCUCCCUCUCACCAGAUGAAGUGGUACAGAUCUCCAAGUUAGAGUUCAGUCCAGAGCAGGCAUCAGCCGUUGCAACACUUCCACCAGAGCAGAUCGCAACUCUGACUUGGAUGACCCAGGAACACUGCUCCUCUCUAUCACCAGAAGUGGUGGUACAGAUCUCCAAGUUAGAGUUCAGUCCAGAACAGGCAUCAGCCGUUGCAACACUUCCACCAGAGCAGAUUGCAACUCUGACUUGGAUGACUCAAGAACAAUGUGCCUCCCUAUCACCAGAAGAGGUAGUACAGAUCUCCAGGUUAGAGUUCAGCCCACAACAGGCAUCAGCUGUUGCAAAACUUCCACCAGAUCAGAUCUCAACUCUGACAUGGAUAACCAAGGAACAGUGUGCCUCCCUGUCACCAGAAGAGGUGGUACAGAUCUCCAAGUUAGAGUUCAGCCCGGAACAGGCAUUAGCGAUUGCAACACUUCCACCAGAGCAGAUUGCAACUCUGACUUGGAUGACCCAGGAACAGUGUGCCUCUCUAUCACCAGAAGAGGUGGUACAGAUCUCCAAGUUAGAGUUCAGUCCAGAGCAGGCAUCAGCCAUUGCAACACUUCCACCAGAGCAGAUCGCAACUCUGACAUGGAUGACCCAGGAACAUUGUGCCUCCCUGUCACCAGAAGAGGUGGUACAGAUCUCCAAGUUGGAGUUCAGCCCUGAACAGGCAUCAGCCGUUGCAACACUUCCACCAGAGCAGAUCUCAACUCUGACAUGGAUGACCCAGGAACAGUGUGCCUCCCUGUCACCAGAAGAGGUGGUACAGAUCUCCCAGUUAAAGUUCAGUCCAGAGCAGGCCUCAGCCAUUGCAACACUUCCACCAGACCAGAUUGCAACUCUGACUUGGAUGACUCAGGAACAGUGUGCCUCUCUAUCACCAGAAGAGGUGGUACAGAUCUCCAAGUUAGAGUUCAGUCCAGAACAGGCAACAGCCGUUGCAACACUUCCACCAGAGCAGAUUUCAACUCUGACUUGGAUGACCCAGGAACAGUGUGCCUCUCUAUCACCAGAAGAGGUAGUACAGAUCUCCAAGUUAGAGUUCAGCCCAGAACAGGCAUCAGCCGUUGCAACACUUCCACCAAAGCAGAUCGCAACUCUGACAUGGAUGACCCAGGAACAGUGUGCCUCCCUGUCACCAGAAGAGGUGGUACAGAUCUCCAAGUUGGAGUUCAGCCCAGAACAGGCAUCAGCCGUUGCAACACUUCCACCAGAGCAGAUCUCAACUCUGACAUGGAUGACCCAGGAACAGUGUGCCUCCCUGUCACCAGAAGAGGUGGUACAGAUCUCCAAGUUAGAGUUCAGCCCGGAACAGGCAUUAGCGAUUGCAACACUUCCACCAGAGCAGAUCGCAACUCUGACAUGGAUGACCCAGGAACAGUGUGCCUCCCUGUCACCAGAAGAGGUGGUACAGAUCUCCCAGUUAAAGUUCAGUCCAGAGCAGGCCUCAGCCAUUACAACACUUCCACCAGAGCAGAUUGCAACUCUGACUUGGAUGACCCAGGAACAGUGUGCCUCUCUAUCACCAGAAGAGGUGGUACAGAUCUCCAAGUUAGAGUUCAGUCCAGAGCAGGCAUCAGCCAUUGCAACACUUCCACCAGAGCAGAUCGCAACUCUGACAUGGAUGACCCAGGAACAGUGUGCCUCCCUGUCACCAGAAGAGGUGGUACAGAUCUCCAAGUUGGAGUUCAGCCCAGAACAGGCAUCAGCCGUUGCAACACUUCCACCAGAGCAGAUCUCAACUCUGACAUGGAUGACCCAGGAACAGUGUGCCUCCCUGUCACCAGAAGAGGUGGUACAAAUCUCCAAGUUAGAGUUCAGUCCAGAACAGGCAUCAGCCGUUGCAACACUUCCACCAGAGCAGAUCGCAACUCUGACAUGGAUGACCCAGGAACAGUGUGCCUCCCUGUCACCAGAAGAGGUGGUACAGAUCUCCAAGUUGGAGUUCAGCCCAGAACAGGCAUUAGCAGUUGCAACACUUCCACCAGAGCGGAUCUCAACUCUGACUUGGAUGACCCAUGAACAGUGUGCUUCCCUGUCUCCAGAAGAGGUGGUACAUAUCUCCAAGUUAGAGUUCAGCCCAGAACAGGCAUCAGCCAUUGCAACACUUCCACCAGAGCAGAUCGCAACUCUGACAUGGAUGACCCAGGAACAGUGUACCUCCCUGUCACCAGAAGAGGUGGUACAGAUCUCCAAGUUGGAGUUCAGCCCAGAACAGGCAUUAGUGGUUGCAACACUUCCACCAGAGCAGAUCUCAACUCUGACAUGGAUGACCCAGGAACAGUGUGCCUCCCUGUCACCAGAAGAGGUUGUACAGAUCUCCCAGUUAAAGUUCAGUCCGGAGCAGGCCUCAGCCAUUGCAACACUUCCACCAGAGCAGAUUGCAACUCUGACUUGGAUGACACAGGAACAGUGUGCCUCUCUAUCACCAGAAGAGGUGGUACAGAUCUCCAAGUUAGUGUUCAGUCCAGAGCAGGCAUCAGCCAUUGCAACACUUCCACCAGAGCAGAUCACAACUCUGACAUGGAUGACCCAAGAACAGUGCGCUUCCCUGUCGCCAGAAGAUGUGGUACAGAUCUCCAAGUUGGAGUUCAGUCCAGAACAGGCAUCAGCCGUUGCAACACUUCCACCAGAGCAGAUCGCAACUCUGACAUGGAUGACCAAGGAACAGUGUGCCUCCCUGUCACCAGAAGAGGUGGUACAGAUCUCCCAGUUAAAGUUUAGUCCAGAGCAGGCAUCAGCCAUUGCAACACUUCCACCAGAGCAGAUUGCAACUCUGACUUGGAUGACUCAGGAACAGUGUGCCUCUCUAUCACCAGAAGAGGUGGUACAGAUCUCCAAGUUAGAGUUCAGUCCAGAGCAGGCAUCAGCCAUUGCAACACUUCCACCAGAGCAGAUCACAACUUUGACAUGGAUGACUCAGGAACAGUGUGCCUCCCUGUCACCAGAAGAGGUGGUACAGAUCUCCAAGUUAGAGUUCAGUCCAGAGCAGGCAUCAGCCAUUGCAACACUUCCACCAGAGCAGAUCACAACUUUGACAUGGAUGACUCAGGAACAGUGUGCCUCCCUGUCACCAGAAGAGGUGGUACAGAUCUCCAAGUUGAAGUUCAGCCCAGAACAGGCAUCAGCCGUUGCAACACUUCCACCAGAGCAGAUCUCAACUCUGACAUGGAUGACCCAGGAACAGUGUGCCUCCCUGUCACCAGAAGAGGUGGUACAGAUCUCCAAGUUAGAGUUCAGUCCAGAGCAGGCAUCAGCCAUUGCAACAAUUCCAGCAGUGCAAGUUUCAAAACUCAUGCGGUUUGACAAAGAACAGUAUUGUUCACUGACUCCUGACCAGAUAGUGCUACUGUCAAGUCUGGAACUCUCAACUGAUCAGAUUAGAUACUUGGACAGCGAGGAACUGAUGCAUCUGACACAGAUAGCCAAAAACCCAGACCAGGCUAAAUGUUUGUCUUUGUUACCUCCCAGCCAGUUGGAGACUGUCGCAUGCUUCACCAGUGAUCAGGUUGAUGCAUUUACACCUGAGGAAUUAGUACAAGUGAGUGCCACGUGUUACAAACUUGCCUUGUCAAAGGAAUAUAUGGAAUUAUUCACACCUGAGCAACUGAUAGAGUUGUCAAGCAUGGAUCUCAGUCCAGAACAGACAGAGGGGCUUACACCAGAACAGGUGUGUAUUUUGGUUAACUUUCAUCUUUCUCCUAAUGAGCUGAGCAAACUAAGGAAAGAGGAGAUAUUAGAGCUCAUCAAAUUGGGUGAUCAGGCACCUGACAUUUCAACAUUACCACCUGAACAGCUGACUACACUCACCUGGUUCACAGAGGAACAAUCGAAGAACAUGACACCAGAACAAAAAAUAGCUGUGUCAAAGCUAUCCUGUGACCAGGAUUACACUCCAGAAUAUAUCCAAAAACUGACAACAUUCCAACUUGAGCAAUUAGUUGAGCUCAAAAUGAGCCCAGAGCAGGCUAAGGGCCUUUCACCAGAGGAAUUGGCAAGGUUAGCAGACCUUGGGCUUCAUUCUGAUCAGGUAGAUGGUCUUUCUCGAGAGCAGAUAUUGUUCUUAUUGAACAUGGUACUUACCAGUGACCAGAUCAGGGAACUUGACAGUGAACAAUUGAAGGCGCUAGUCAAUCUGACACCAGAGCAGGUAAAAUAUCUUGCACCAGAUGAGCUGCAAUUGUUAGUAGGAUUCCAUCUAACACCAGAACAGAUCAAAGAUCUUUCACCAGAUGAGUUACAGUUGUUGGUAGGACUCCAUCUGACACCAGAGCAGGUAAAAGAUCUUUCACCAGAUGAGCUGCAAUUGUUAGUAGGACUCCAUCUGACACCAGAACAGGUCAAAGAUCUUCCACCAGAUGAGCUGCAAUCAUUGGUAGGACUCCAUAUGACUCCAGAGCAGGUAAAAGAUCUUUCACCAGAUGAGCUGCAAUUGUUAGUAGGACUCCAUCUGACACCAGAACAGGUCAAAGAUCUUCCACCAGAUGAGCUGCAAUCAUUGGUAAGACUCCAUAUGACUCCAGAACAGGUCAAAGAUCUUUCACCAGAAGAGCUUAAAGUACUGAUUGGGUUAAAUCUGAAUCCUCAUCAAAUAAGUAGUCUUCCAGCAUUACAACUGAUGGCUCUUGUUGAGUUGCAUCUGACCCCUGAACAAGUCAUUGAUAUGUCACCUUCUGACUUAGCACAGCUUGCUUACCUGCAGCUCACACCGGAACAAGUUUCAGAACUGAAUGCAGAUCAACUCAAAUUGUUGCUCAAUUUGGAUCUCACAUCCAGACAAGUGGAAGCCCUGUCUCCCACCCAGAUUGCCUCUCUCGCCACUAUGCCUUUGACCCCAGAGGAAGUGUCCGACAUGUCACCAGACCAGUUGAUUCUCCUGACACAGCUUGGCUUGACACCAGAGGAUAUGUCCACCUUACUUGCGAGUAACAUCAAUCUUGUUUGUGUGAUGUCACUUACACCGGAAAAUGUUUCGUCCCUCAUGGAGCUGAGCCCAGAUUCACUUGAACAAGUUGAAAAGCUGAGACUACACCCAUCCCAGCUGAAGGAGCUCUCACCAGAGCAUCUGACUGUCUUGGUGCAGCUGGGAUUGGACCCUGAGCAGAUCGUUGGUCUGUCGUCUGCUCAGCUAAGCAACUUGGCAAGUCUUCAUUUAAGUACUGAACAAGUUGCUGGACUCUCUCAAGAGGAGAUGGCUAAGCUUGCCGGGGUUGAAAUCGCUCUGGAACAGAAGCAGAAUCUGCAGUUGGACCCAGUAAAACAAUUGCUGCAGAUGGGCUUCAGCACAGCACAAGUGAAAGGAGUGCCAUCAGAACAAUUAUCUGCCCUAGCCGGAUUAGAAUUGACAGCUGGACAGGUCAAAGGCCUUACACCAGAAGAGUUGACAGAGCUGUCUGCUCUUGGGCUGACUCCAGAACAAGUGAAAGGCCUUGAUUCAGAGCAGCUGAGACUGCUGGCAGGUUUUGGUCUUUCCACUGACCAGAUUACAGGAUUGGAUGCAAAGACCUUGGCAUCACUUACGCUCCUUUUGCUUACUCCAGACCAGGUUAAUGGUCUAACACCAGAGGAGUUAUCUGAGCUGGUUGGCCUUGGACUGUCUCCAGAUCAGCUGAAGGGUCUAACUCCAGAGGAGUUAUCUAAACUGAUCAGCCUUGGACUGUCACCAGAUCAACUGAAGGGUCUAACUCCAGAGGAGCUAUCUAAACUGAUCAGCCUUGGACUGUCACCAGAUCAGCUGAAGGGUCUAACUCCAGAGGAGCUAUCUAAACUGAUCAGCCUUGGACUUUCACCAGAUCAGCUGAAGGGUCUAACUCCAGAGGGGUUAUCUGAAUUGAUCAGCCUUGGACUGUCACCAGAUCAGCUGAAGGGUCUAACACCAGAUGAGCUAUCGAAACUGAUCAGCCUUGGACUGUCACCAGAUCAGCUGAAGGGUCUAACACCAGAUGAGCUAUCUAAACUGAUCAGCCUUGGACUGUCACCAGAUCAGCUGAAGGGUCUAACACCAGAUGAGCUAUCUAAACUGAUCAGCCUUGGACUGUCACCAGAUCAGCUGAGGGUUCUAACUCCAGAGGAGUUAUCUAAAUUGGCCAAUCUCAAAUUGUCUUCAGAUCAGAUUGCUGGUCUUUCCUCUGAUCAGCUAAGUUACUUGACCAGAAUUGGAUUCACUCCAGAACAGCUAUCAGCCUUGAAUGCAGAUCAAAUAAAGAAGUCACUGACAUUUGGAAUUGAUAAUAAUGAUGUACAAGAUCUCAAGAAGGAAGAGUUGAGCGGCUUGAUGAAGCUUAGACUGACUCCAAAACAUGUUGGUUUAUUGUCCCCAGAGGAGAGAAUAGUGUUCAUAAAACUGGGUUGGAGCCCUGAACAACUGGAGGGACUGUCCCCGGAGCAAAUCAAGGAACUGGUCGCUCUACGUCUGACACCUUACCAGAUUGAAUCUUUAACACCUGAAGAGUUACAGAGGCUCAUUGGCCUUGGACUGAAAUUGGAUAGUGUUGAUGGGCUUACGUCAGAUCAGAUCUCCAAUCUUCUGAAGUUGAACCUCAGUCCUGAUCAGCAUCGUGAGUUGUCCGCUGGACAAAUUGGUCUGUUGCUGCAGCUUAAUCCGACAGAAGACCAGCUCAAGAAUCUUUCUUAUGAGCAACUGCUUCUUCUUAUUGCACUGCAGUUAUCGCCUGAACAGUUCCAUGGCCUGUCAUCAGAUGAGUUGAUGUUGCUUGCCAGUUUGUAUCUGCAGCCAAACCAGAUUGAAGGACUGUCACCUGAGGAACUGAUUUCGUUGACACAACUACUGCUGAAUCCAAAACAGUUGCAUAAUCUCAAAUCGGACCAGCUGAAAUUACUGAUAGGUCUGAAUCUCAAACCUGAGCAGUUGAAAGACCUGACUGUAGAGGAACUGAAACUGUUGAUUGGCCUACACCUUACUCCAGAUCAACUUGAAAACCUCUCAGCAGAGCAACUUAAAUUGUUGAUUGGACUGCAUCUUACUCCAGACCAACUGGAAGGCCUCUCAGCAGAUGAACUGAAGUUCUCGAUUGGACUACACCUUACUCCAGACCAACUGAAAGGCCUCUCAGCAGAUGAAGUGAAGUUCUUGAUUGGCCUACACCUUACUCCAGAUCAACUUGAAAACCUCUCAGCAGAGCAACUUAAAUUGUUGAUUGGACUACACCUUACUCCAGACCAACUGAAAGGCCUCUCAGCAGAUGAAGUGAAGUUCUUGAUUGGACUACACCUUACUCCAGACCAACUGAAAGGCCUCUCAGCAGAUGAAGUGAAGUUCUUGAUUGGACUACACCUUACUCCAGACCAACUGAAAGGCCUCUCAGCAGAUGAACUGAAGUUCUUGAUUGGACUACAUCUUACUCCAGACCAACUGAAAGGCCUCUCAGCAGAUGAACUGAAGUUCUUGAUUGGACUACACCUUAUUCCAGACCAACUGAAAGGCCUCUCAGCAGAUGAAGUGAAGUUCUUGAUUGGACUACACCUUACUCCAGACCAACUGAAAGGCCUCUCAGCAGAUGAACUGAAGUUCUUGAUUGGACUACACCUUAUUCCAGACCAACUGAAAGGCCUCUCAGCAGAUGAACUGAAGUUCUUGAUUGGACUACACCUUACUCCAGACCAACUGAAAGGCCUCUCAGCAGAGGAACUGAAAUUGUUGGUGAGGCUGAACCUUAAACCAGAACAAGUCAGUCGACUGACUGCCCAACAACUGAAGUUACUGGUUGGACUUCGCCUAUCACCUGAACAAGUCUGUGAACUGAAUCCACAAGAAGUUGGACACUUGGUAGGAAUGCAGCUGACUCCUGAACAGGUCAAAGGACUGACACGAGAGCAGCUAAUCUUGUUAAUUUCUCUCGGAUUGACUCCAGAACAACUCAGAUACUUACGAGAAAAUAACGCAUCAAUUUUCAUGAUCUUGAUAUUCUCAAAAUAUCAAAUUGAUGGGCUCUCACCAUCUGAGUUGUAUCGGUUAGGAUCACUCGGCCUAUCGGCAGACCAGACCUCGUCACUGACACCGGGGCAGCUGUCGACAUUAGCUGCUUCAGAUAUUUCAUCGGAUCAGGUUGCUGGGCUUUCUCCAGACGAGCUUUCCCGGUUCGGCACCCAGAUAUACAAACAAGAAGUCGAAGAUGUCUCCAGUCAACCAAGAGGAUUUGAAAUUGAAACAGCUGCAGGAUCUGGACCAGAAUUUGCAGCCACACAACAGGAGACUGAUGCUGUGUUACAGCAGCAGGAGGCGUUCCAGCUUGCCGUGCAGACAGCGACGAAGCAGAUUAGCAAUGAAUCCAAACGGUUGGAUGCGAUUAAACCCAGCAAGAUGGAGAACCUGGAACCAGCAUUCAAAGAACACAAGGAUAUCGUGACGGCCAUCCAGACACUUCAAGUUGACGUCAAGCAGCUGGACGACUGGUGCAGCCAGCUGUGCAGGAAUGCCACCCCAGAUGGCAGACGUGCCAUGGAGACCACCAUCAUGGUCCUGAAGGAAAAACAGAAAGAUCUCGAGAACAAGGCUGAUCAGAAGAGGAGAGAAUUAGAUAACCUGGCCUCCCUGCAGUCACAACACCAACAAGACUUAGAGAGAUACAACAAUGACGUAGCAACCUUCGAGAGUUGGUUAACCGAGGCCAAACUACAACAAGCGGGUGACCCGAUAUCCUCAAUGGAGGUCUCCCAUCUUCGACAGGACUUGUCCGUGAACCAGUCCCUCCAGACCGAGAUCCGGGACUGCCAGAGACGGCUGUCAGAUCUGUACGUGUGGUGUGAGGGCCUCGGCGAGAUGGAGCCUCCAGACAGAGCUGUUCUCAUGAAGUCAAAGUUGGAUGGCUUGCAGUUGGAGUUGGAGAAUUUGAAGUCUAAGACAGUUGAACAGGAAUCAGCCAUCAAAAAUGCUAUCGACGAAAGUGAGCGUAACAGCCGAGCUCUCAAUCAGCACCGGGAAAAGGUUCAGGACUUGCAGACUUGGAUGGACGGUGCCAAGGCCCUCGAAUCCCUCCCGGCCGAAACUAUCGAAGCCACGGCCAAGAUGACUCAGGAUCAAGAGGAUGCGAAAAAGAAACUAGAAUCUGACCUCGCUGAACACCAAGUUCUCGUUGGUCAAGUGAAUCGACGUGGAUCUUUGCUGCAAACCCAACUAUCUCAGGAACAAGAUGAUGACCUUGAUGAUGAUGAUGAUGGCGAUCUGGAGUACAGCAUGAGCGAGUUACACGCCAACUGGAAGCAGCUGUCCAAACAACUGUCGGACAAGAAACAGCUACUGCAGGAAACUAUAGAGAGCACGAAACCUUUGGAAUUCAUUGGUAAGCCACUAGAACGUCGCCGCUCCUCCCUAGCACCUACCGACCCCGACACAACCGAGAAGAUGGACGACGUCAGGAAGUCGUUGAUGGAGCUGAAACUCUGCUGGGACAAGAUGGAGCGCCAGCACGAGGACGCGGAAUCGCGGUUACAGCGGACGAUCGACUUCCAGCAGCAGUACCAGGAUUCUCUGUUGACGAUCUCCAGUUGGUUGGACACGGUCGAGUUGAAGUUGUUCGGGACGUCAUUUGAUAAGGAUACAGAUGAACAGCUCAAAGAUCACGAGGCUCUGCAGAAAGAGAUUCGAGGCCUCCAAAGCGAGAUCCAAAUGAUGACAAAGGUAUCUCCGAAACUCCUAGACGAGGCCAGCUGCGACAGCCGCGCCCUGAUCAAGCAGACGAUCGCCGACCUGACGGAGAGGAUGCGCGUUCUGGAGGAGCAGGCACGGUGCAGGGAGUCCGAGUUGAUCGAGAGAAGGAGUCUUUGGAAGCUCUACCAGGAGGAAAUCCUGGCGUUCUUUACCAAGCUGGAGGAGGCCAAGAAGCGUUAUCUCACUCUCACGGUGCACUUUACUUCUAGCUUGGAGCAACAGAUGCAGGACAGCAAGAACCUUGAUGACUUGCUUCGAGACUAUGAGGACAAGCUGAUGGACCUGUGCGAUCGAGGUGAAGACCUGAUGGUCCAGGACCCCCAGCUUAUCAUGCCCAUUGACAUCAACAUGCUCAGGCUUGUCUUGCAAGACCUGCACCUCAAGGCAAAUGAUCAGCGAUCCCAGCUCAGUCUUGCCAUCACCCUCCAGAGUCAGUACGCAAGGAUGUUGAAAGAGUUUGCCGAGUUUCUUGAGACUGCCACGAAUAAAUUGAAGGCAGACAAUGUCUCGGCAAGUGACCUCGAUCAUCUGAAACAGCAGCUUCACACUCACAAGAUCUUCUUCAACGACUUGGAGAGUCACCACAGCAUGUUGGAUGCCCUCUCGCACCAGGUGGACCACGGCACGCGGCAGCACUACCUGACCACGCACACCCGCCUCAUCAACACCACGCACAUCAUCCAGGAUAAAGCCAGUAUGCGCGGGCAACAGUUGGAGCAACUUGUCCAGCAGUGGGUCGAGUUUGAGGAACGAUUCCAGGUGAUCACACUGUGGUUGCAUAACAUGGAGAAACAGCUUCCCGCCUCCGCACCAGAGAAUACCAGGGAUCAGAUAAGGAGUAAGACAGAGAUGUACAAGAAGGUCCAGAAUGCCCUCAAUGACGAAAAGGCUGCAAUGUAUCAGGUUAUGGAUAGAGGGCGUAGCAUCCUUCACAGCAUUAGCAGCCCUCGCCUCGAGAACCAGGUGGCCGACUUUGCUGAACAGUGGGUUAACAUUACAAACCUGACAAACCAAGAGCUCAAGAGGCUUGAGACCCACAUGGAGCAACUGAAAAAGUUUGAUGAACAUUUGGAGAUUUUGAACAACUGGCUGUCGUCUGCUCCCCGACGUCUGCAGGAGAUCAGUGCUCUGGAUGAGGAUGAAAUUGGAAACAUUUCUGCCAUCAAACACAAAAUUGACCUAUUUGUGCAAUUCCGCAAAGAAGCUGACAAACACCAGGGGAUAAAAUCCCAAAUCACAACAAUCGGCAAUCAAGUCUUCCGUUCCCAGAAAUCGUCAAGUCCCAGCAUGCAACGCCAACUGAACACGCUCGAUGAAAAGUGGCUACGUCUGAUGUACGAGAUCCCCGUUCAUGAGGAGCAACUGCUGCUGGCACAAAUGGAAUUGUUGCCGUCUGUGCAAGCUCUGAACGAAAUCCUCCUCUGGAUCGAUACUUUGAAUCGCAUCAUGGCCGAAGAUGAUAAGAAGGUUCUGCAGAAUAUUGAAGAUGUCCAGGGCAUGGUACAGAAGUAUAAGGGCUUCAAGAUCGAUAUCUCAAGCAAACAGAUCAUCGUUGACUUUGUCAACCAGACGGCCAUCCAGUCCAGCUUCAGAGAGGGCGAGCCUCCCCAAGAUCGCACAAACCUAGCAGAGCGCCUUGGCCUCAUGAACUCACGCUGGCAGCUCCUGGCAUCCGACAUCAUGGAAAUGCUGAAGAAAUUUGAGCAGAAUCUCUCCAAGUGGGAGGAGUACGAUACCGCCACGAGUAAUUUGCUGCAGUGGUUUGCGGAUCAGGAGAUGAGAGUGCAGAGGUUCCACAGGAUGGGACACGAGGUCAGCAUACGACAUGCCAUCAAGGAGUGCAAGUCAAUCGAAGAACUGCUGAGGAUGAAGGAGAGUGAAUUGAACAACAUCAGGCAGUUGAGUGCAGGUCUAUUAGGUGGACAUGCGGCUGCACCGGGCAGUGUCCAGGGCAUCGAGGUGACCAUGAACAAGAUCAACGAGCGGUGGACAAAAUUAGAACAGGAGCUCUGCAACCUUUUGAAUAAGUUGGAGGAUGUUCUGAAGCAAUGGGAGAUCUACCAUAAGGCGCUGAGUAAUGUGACUCAGAUUAUUACCGAGACAGAAUACCUCUUGAGCAGGUACACAGUCGUGACGGGUGACGUCGAGUCGUUUAGGCAGGUUGUGGAUAAACUACAGCAAAUCAGCAUUGACUUUGAGAACAGUCAUGAACAACUUGCAACCUAUGUGAGUGCUACGGACAGGCUCUUCGAGAUGUCUGAUGUCAUGGUCGGACAGUCGCUGAGGAAAACAGAGAGUGAUGUCAAAACAAGAUGGAACACAAUCUUGCACCAGCUCAAUGCCAGAGUGAGUUCUUUCCAAAUGACGUUGGAGCAUUGGGAGAAAUAUGACGAAGAGUAUGUAGAAGUGAAGGCUUGGGUCGACGACAAGGAGAGGAUCUGUAAUGAGUUGAUACAGCAGAAGGACCAGGGGGAGAGGAAGGCACAGCUCAACCAAGCCAGGGAUCUAAUCAAAGAAUUGGAGAACUACCAUGCCACUCUGCUCGCCCUCGGACAGUUGAGUUCCAAUCUGACGAAAUACAUGGACAACACGACCAUCAUCUUCAUAUCGUCAAGAGAAACCGUCCUAAACCAGCGCCUCACCAACUCGAAACAAAACCUGCACCGCCACAUGCAGAAGCUACAGUACGAUUUAGCGCAAGCGGCAAGGUUCGACGAUUCCUUACAAUUUGUUGAGGUCUUCUUAGAAGAAGCGACACAAGCAAUCUCAAAUGACGACGCAAAUAAAUCAGCAGAUUUGGACACUUUGAAGAUGAAGUUGGAGCAGCUGAAAUUGCUACUGUCGCAAUUCUCGAACAACCAGUCGCGCCUGGAUACGUUGAAUGAGUUGGGUUUCCGUUUGUCGUUGGAUGAAGUUCACGCGCAAAAUCUCAAAGGUUUGAACCAAAAGUGGCAAAAGUUGAUGACGGGGACGUCGGAGAGGUACAAGGAGAUACAAGGUCUCGUCUUGUUGCAUCAGAGCUUCAAUGAGAAAUGUGACGACUGGAUGGCAUUCUUGUCCCAGGCUGAAGAGGACCUUGCGGUUGAUAUUGCUGGCAAUUAUGACGAGCUGCUCAACCAACAGAUCAGUUAUGAUAUCUUCCAAUCUGAGAUCUGCACCCGACAACAAGUCCUCCAUUCCAUCAUCAGCGACGGCAUGCAGAUGCUCAAAGAAGGAAACAUCGAUGACCGCCACGAAUUCCAGCGCAAACUCAUCCUAUUGGACGACCAAUGGCAGAGUGUUGUCAAGCGCACAAGCCAACGCAAACUUCUUAUCGAUCAGAACAUCAUGCAAUGGCUGACGUACAAGGCGCUGGCGGACAAGCUCUGCGAUUGGAUGAUUACUUUGAAUGAUGGGAUGCAGGUGUUUGAGUUCAGCGUGGCGCCAAUGCAGCAGUUGAAGAGUCUGGUUGAGCAUACUGGAGAUGUUCAACGUGAUAUAGCCAAUCACCAGACCAUGUAUCAGCGUGUCCACAAGGCUGGCGACAUCCUGGUCCAUAUGUCCGAUCCAACAGCAGGACAGAAGAUAAAGGAUUGCCUCUGCAAGAUUCAACAGGGAUGGUUCCAGGUCAUUGGUAAAAUGGAUGGCCACCGCGACCACCUUGGUGGCAUUCUGAAACAGUGGGAGGGAUGCGAACAUGGCAUCGAUGAGUGCCUCGUCUGGUUGAAGAACAUCCGUAACCAUCUGUCGAAUGAUCUGCCCUGUAACUAUGAUGAUCUUCAGGUAGAAUUCAGGAUGUGCCAGGAAUAUGAAGUUGCCUUCGAAAACAACUUGGACAAAUUGUGUAAAGUAAAAGAUGCCCAAAAGGAAUUAUCGCUAAUCAUAACAUCGGAAGAUCUGACCAUCUUGAGGCAGCGUAUCCUUCUUCUCGAGAAGCAGUGGCAGGAACAUCAUAACCAAGUCAUCCUACGGAAACAGCGCAUCGGAGACCGCUUGAACGAAUGGGUUGCCUUCUGCGCCCGGUAUAAGGAGAUGAUCGAAUGGCUGACAUCGAUGGAGACCAAGGUGAUGUCGAACACUGAGUACCACAUCGAGGAUUUGAUCGUAAAACUUCAGAAGGAUUAUCAGGACGAGAUCAAUGAUAUGAGGGUGAAUAAGGACGACUUGAUUGACCAGGGGGCGAGGUUGGUGAAUGCGAGUAGUGAUAUUCGUGCCAAUGACAUCAAGAUGAAGAUCAUCCAUCUGCGUGAGAAGUGGAAACAUUUGGAGGACCUUUGUGUCAGCAGACAAAAGAAGCUCCAGGAGACCUUGGUGACCGUUCAUCAGCUGGAGUUCAACAUGGCCAACCUACGCACCUGGCUUGCUCACAUAGAGCAUGUCCUCAGCACACCGAUCAAUUACGAGCACUGCAACCUAACCGAGAUUGACAAGAAGUUAGGAGAACAGCUUGAAAUCCAAAAGGAUAUCGAGCACCAUAGCGCCGGUGUUGGCUCUGUCCUAAACCUGUGUGAGCUUCUUCUUCAUGAUUCUGAUGCGUGCCCCACAGAGGCGGAGAGCACGGCCCUUCAACACGCCACAAACAGUCUGGACAAACGAUGGAAGAAAAUAUGUGGCCUGUCAGCGGAGAGGAAGACCAAGAUCGAGGAGUCAUGGCGACUGUGGCAGAAGCUCUUGGACGACAUAAAACGUUUCCAGGCUUGGCUCGAUCAGAUGGAGAGAGUUGCCGGUAAUUGCACAUCGUCUGAUAAGGACUACGACUUCAUCCGAAACGAAAUCAAAAAGUUUGAAGCCUUCCAGCGAAAAAUUCACGAAAACCUAUCCCAGCUAGAACUCCUCAACAAACAGUAUCGGAGAUUGGCGCGCGAGAGUCGAACAGAUACCAGCGGCGAAUUGAAGGGAACUAUUUAUAGCAUCAACCGCAGAUGGGACGCUUUGUCGAAGAAUGUAACGGCCAUUAUCAGGAGGAUGAAAUACUCAAUCAAAAUGUGCGAUUAUUUCGAGGAAGUUCGCGAGAGGCUGUUGGUGUGGCUCUCCGAGAUUGACGUUCAAUUGACCGAUAUUGAACAUAUUUCCGACUCGAAUAUUACCACCAAGAUCAAACAAAUACAGUGUCUGCAGGGUGCAGUCGAGGUCAACAGAUCCAGGUUCCAAUUCGUUGAGGACUCGUAUCUCUACCUGCUCCAGAAGUCUGAGCCGCUAGACGCUGUCGACGUUGAGGUCAGGUAUGAGGAGUUCAAACAGUGCCUGGAUGACUUCAUGGCAAGACUCGACUUCUACAUGAACAAACUCAAAACUAGACAUCAGACUGCUGAUUCGGAAGGACCGUGGAUGGCUGUGCCAGGUGCCCUAGAUGUUGACGACGACCCAGACAUUGUGUAUAUAAAGGUCCAGCGUGUAAAGCGCAAACUUACUGCUACUCCGAGCAGGACAGUUCAUCCAGUCUUGUAUCGUCCAAGCAACAGCCACGGGAACAGUCCAAAACACAAAGCAGUCGUCUCGCCAAUCAGUGGGACGUCACCAGAUUGGGAGGUCAAUUACAGCAUGGAGCGACCGUUGAACUCCACGCCACCCAGCAGGGAGAGGAGUCCACUAGUGGGAGCAGAGGGUGGCACUGAUCGAUCGCUUUACGACGGUUUAGAUCGACGUCGAGACAAGCUGACUCAACUCGAGUUGGAUCUUGAGGAGUUGGAGAGAAUCAUGUCAGAGACGAAACAGAAAUUGGCAGAGGCUGAAAAGGUCUUACGAGACACGCCACCAGUUGGACCAAGCAUUGCAAAAACAGAUGAAGAUCUGAUGAAGAAAAGAAAGAAAAAAGCCAGAAAGCCUUCCAGGGCCUAUGUUACAACUCACCUCAUGGCCUCGUGUCGUGGCCACAUCGACCAUUUGCGCCAGAUGGAGAGCAAGCUCAAGCGAGAGGCGGGAUCCAGAGACAUCAAGGAUACUGACUCGAGGAUAAGACGGGUGUUUAAAAGAUGGGAACGUCUGCAGGCGCACGCUUUGGAGAAAGACGUGCAGCUACAUCAAUCGCAGCAGGAAUGGGGACAGUUUAAACUGGAUCUGCAGCACCUGUUGGCGUGGCUAGAUGAGGCUGAGGCAUUCCAGAGACGACAGCGUGGGAUUGGCACUGACAUCAAAGACCUGGAGAUGGAUAUCAAGAGACAUAAGGAAUUCCUUGUCCAGCUUGACAACAAGAAAGCCAUUGUGCUCUCCAUCAACCUCUGUAGUAAGCGUUUCAUGAAGCAAGAUGUUGACGAAGGAAGAAAACUACGCAACAACCUCGCCUCGAUGAACACCCGUUGGGAGAGCAUCUGCACCAAGGCGUCAGGACGCCAGAAAGAUUUACAGGUGGCGCUGAUGCAGUGUGAUGACUUCGACCUGACGAUACGGGAUCUCAUGGCGUGGUUGGAGACGAUUGAGGCACAGAUACGAAUGCAGGAGCCGGUGGACUUGGACAGCGAUCACGAGACACUCAGGAGAAAAUAUGUCAAAUUUGUCGAACUCAAGAAUGACCUAGAAAAAUCCCAACCAAGGGUAAUGUCCUUGAAAGAGACAGCCGACCAACUGCUUGUCAAUACUGACUCGGCAAGCGCUAUCGAGUCCAAGGAGAAGCUCCAUAUGGUGGCAGGAAGACUCAACACGUUAUUGAAGAUAUGUCAGCUCUACUUGGCUCAGUUACAGCAGGCAUUAGGCAUGACAGAGGGCCAGGCUCUCGCUGGGGAUGGCCAUGGACUUGGAGGAGGCCUUGGAGCGGCAGCGGCAGAGGGAGUGGGUUUGGGAGUAAGAAGAAAAACGGGGAAGAAACGACCGCCCUUGCAGUACACUAAGCAGCUCCUUGACACCGUUGAUGGUAGAGCUGGCCUCGUGGCCAUCGCCAGAGACAGAUUUACAGCAGCGGAGAAUGCCGGCAUAGUGGGCCUUGAGUCUCUCCCCUACCAUCGACGCUUCCUAUCUCGUGUCUUCCGAGCCGCGCUGCCUCUCCAGAUGCUGAUGUUGGUGCUGCUGGGUGUCGCCUGCCUCGUCCCGAUGUGUGAGGAUGACUACAGUUGCGUCUUGAUGAACAACUUCAGGAAGUCGUUGGACCCGAUGCUGAAUUGGCCUCACGGACCACCACCGAUUUAGAAUUUCACAAAUUCUGUUAUCAGGACAAUGUGAGGGAGAUUGAAGUUAGGAUAAGGUGUUAUAUUGGCUUUAUUGACAACCACCAAUUUAGAGCUUAACAAUGUCAGUGGAUCUGAUGCUGUAGUGGCCUUAUGGACCACCGUCAGUUCCAGAACUCACAAAUGCUGUAAUCAGGAUUAUUUUGAAGGGUAUUCGAAGACGGAUAUCAUGAUACUUCAAAGCUGGAAGAUGAGUUCAGUAUUACGAAAGGUACAAGACAUACAAUGUGACGAAUUUGUUACAUGUAUGGAACGGGAAUUCAUCCUGACAAUAAACUAUUGAUUACAUGCGCGUGAUAUCUAAUCGAAGAAUUUACUACUUAAUCAUGUUAAUUGACAGGUGAGGACAUCACUAAUGCUUACUUUAAAUCUCAGUCAAAAAGAGAUGGCUUAUUGUGUGUUAAGAUAAUCAGAGCGUUUAUUUUGAUUGUCCUUUGGACAAUUUUAGCAGCGCUGACAGUUUCUGAAAAAAAUGUGGUAUCACUUUUAGUAAGGUUAUAGUACUUGGGGUAAGGAAUCCAAAUGAAAGUAUACUUUCUUGCUUGGUGAUAUGUUUAGUGAGGUAGUCAGUCAUAUAAUGACAAAAUGGAGACUAAGGGAUGGUACGACUAGGAUUUUGCUUAUUAUGUAUGUGAUGAUAGAAGGAUUUUUGUUGUUUAUUUGGUUCAUAUUUCUGAAAUCAUAUGGGUGAAAGGGAAUAAAAAGUUACAUGGUAGCUAAGUGAAAGCAGAUAUUUGCUUCAGGAAUGAUUUUGUUUAAAAUUGGUGAAAGUUUGUAUUUUAAUCAAGUUUUGAGGAGCUGAAGGGACCAUGCGAAAAUUGCCAUUUCUUUGGUCUAUUAAUAAUAAAUUUGUGCCAUGAAAUGUACAUACACGUAUACCUUUGUUGACCUGUAUUUCAAAAUAAUCGAUAUUUUGUGAGUAUCUAUUGCCAUGCCUAGAAGGCAAAACAGCUGAUCUGUAUAAAUAUACUUUGGUGAAUUAUAUGUUACUGCGCUAAACUGUUACUGUGCUAAACUGUAUAUAUAUAUCAUUGAAGUAAAUAUUAUUGAAAUCUUAGUUAGUAGUUGGUAUAUCAUGUAUAUGACGAAAAAGAUUUUUCUGAAGGCAAAACACGGCUAAAGUUGUACAGGGGAUGAAAUAACCCAGUGUAAAGUUCAUUUUACCAGUUGACUGCAAGAAUUUCAUAUUAAGAUUUUCAAGCUAAUGUCUCGUAAAAUGAUGCUACGUGUAUACGUUUCGUUCAUACAUGUUUGAAUUAUUGCUUCUGUUCGUUUAUAGUGAGACUUUUCUUGAAAAGCAAAUGAGCUUUAAUCUUAUAAAUAAUACAGCAUACUCUUAUGCAAGUUAAUACUUUUGUUUGUUUGUUUUUAUGUGGAGUUUGAUCGGUGUGGGGAUGUCGUCCUGACAUCAUAAAUUUUGUUGUUUCAUGAUGCCGAGUUGGCUGGAGUGGAAAAUAUUUCCGUUUACCAAUUAGAUUAAGCCUAGCGAUGGUGAGAUGAGUUGACUCUUUGAAAUCUGCAGGACAAAAUAAGAUGCCUGCGAAAGUUUAUAAAGAAUACUGCCGCUUAUCAAGAGCAAUUGUUUUUGUUUGUUUUCAUUUCCGAUGUGCCAUAUAAGAUCAGACUAAUUGCAUUUGCCGCUAUGGGGCACUUUGUUCGACCGUUUACAACUUCAUAUAAUACUGUGAGGAAUAUGCAGCUCACGUACGUUGUCUGGACAAUUGAAUCGUAUAUUCUUUGAUAGUGAUCAGCGAUGGAAAAAUCCUAUUUCUGAAUUUUAUGUUAUUUUCUUGCUCGUCUGAGAAAAAAUGUCGUUGGCAAUUGUAUCAUGAUAUCCCGCCUGAUAUAACCAGUAGUUUAACUACUGAUAUAACGGUGUGAUACAUGUGUUAUGUUAAAGAAGAUCAGAAAAUAUUAUAAAAAUUUCUGCUUUAGGUUGGUUGCUCUUAAAUGAGUAUAUGACAUGAGUUAACCAGAGUUGGCACUCAUUAAUUUGUUUGAGAAUGUGAAACGAAAAUGUCAUUUCACGCUUUUGUUUUUCUGUGUCUUAGUGUGAAUCUUCACUUUAAGUUAGCAUCUAUGUAUAUAUUGUAUGUCUUUGAUGUCAUUAAAUGCCAUAUUAGGGGCAAAAUUGACUCAUGGGGGUUGAUUUCAGUGAAGUUUGUUUGCUUGUAGGUCUAAAUGUAAUACCAGAACCAUUCCAUAUCCUUCAUCACCCCGGUUUUGCCUCACUUUAGCCCAUUGCAUCUCAUAUUUCUUGAAUCUCGCUGUCUGUGUGUUCAACCUCCAUAAGUCCGUCCCAAAAAUCCGCAAAAAUAAAAACGCAUGUAAAAUUUUGUUGGCUUACGGUAGCGGGCACUUAAAGAAAGUGGAAUUCAAAUUGCGUAAUGUGGAGAAUAAAAUAUUUUCAAUUAAAA